AGUAUGUCGACGACGGAUAUGUCCAGUGGGCUUGACAUCCUCCGGUCACUUUACCGACACAUACAGACACUGGAGGAGUUUGCGAACAGCAUCGUGUUCAGAGAGGGACACAGGGCAGUGCUGGUUGAACAGUCAGACACAAACCGCUUCACAUCUUUCGUGCGGUCUGUUUAUGUGUGUUUUGACAAGGAGCUACAGCAAGUGCCAAGCUGCAACCAGAUCUGCACUCUGCCUGAACUGCUGGCCUUUGUUCUAAACAGUCUGAAAAGAAAAAGAAAAAGGAACGUCUUGGCACACGGCUACAAUUUUCUAUCCUUGGCUCAGGAGGAGCGGGAUGCGGACCACUUUAAAUUCCAAGGAGAUGUAACUCAAAGCGCUGCCUACAUCCAUGGCAGCGACUUGUGGAAGAAAGUCACAAUACGUCUCGGCACAGAUAUAACACGGUACCUGUUGGAGAGCUGCUCAGUGUUUGUGGCAGUCCCUCCUUCGUGCAUGUUCCAGGUGAGCGGCGUUCCUGUGUAUGACAGGGUGUCCAUGGCUACUCCAUCCACUGGGUUUUGUCUCCAGCCUCGUUCCAGGGCACAUAACGGUAAUCAGUUCGGAAGGUAUCAAGGGUCAGUGACCUUGAAAAGGAGACUCAGAGUUGAGAAUCCUACAGUCAGGAAGAAGAGGAACAGAACAGAUGUAAGAGUGAAGAAAGGGAAAAGAAAGAGAGAAACUGAUCAGAAGGAUGAGGAAGAAGCAACGACUUGUUCUGGAAAGAGAAGACGGGUAGGACAACAAGAACCCACACGGGACAUCCGACAGGUUUGCUUUGAGACAGUGGAGGGAGAGCAGCCCAUGUCUCUGGGACGAACACUUUCUAUGAAAGCUUUGGAAAAUGGUAGUAUUGGUUCUAAACAGCCUGUUGAAAUGCAAACAGCCAUUCUUCCCUUGGAGGGAGGACCCAGUUGGAGAUCAGGGGUUUUCCCCCCUUUACCUCCUUCACAAUGUUUUAUCCGCACGCUGGGAUUCAUGUAUGGGGGAAGGGGAAUGCGUGGCUUUCUUCUCAACAGGAAAAAGAAGAGUGCUGUUGGAUCCAAAAGGCUACAAGGGCGAGAUUUGGUGAGAAUAGUCUUCUUUGAGGGACUGGCUUAUCUAAACGGACUAGAAAGGAAGCCAAAGAAACUCCCCCUGCGCUUUUUUAACAUAGUUCCCCUGUUCAAUCAGCUGUUGCGUCAACACAGGAGAUGUCCGUACAGCAGAAUACUGCAGAGGAUGUGUCCGCUGGUGGAGGAGAGAGAUGCAGGACAGGCAGAAUUGAGCUCCCUUUUGCCUCAACACUGUGCAGCUCACCGGGUCUACCUGUUUGUCAGGGAAUGCCUCUCUGCUGUGAUCCCAAAAGAGCUGUGGGGCUCCGACCACAACCGACUUCAUUUCUUUGUAAGGGUCAGGGGCUUCCUGCGCAGUGGCAAGUUCGAGAGGCUCUCAUUGGCUGAACUUCUGUGGAAGAUGAAGGUGAAUGACUGUGAUUGGUUGAAGAUCAGUAAAACAGGCAGGUUCCCGCCCAGUGAGCUCUCUUACCGGACACAGAUCCUGGGUCAGUUCCUGGCUUGGCUCCUGGAUGGCUAUGUUGUAAACCUCGUCCGAGCCUGCUUCUACGUCACUGAGAGCGUGGGCCAGAAGAAUGCCCUCAGGUUCUACAGACAGGAAGUCUGGUCCAAACUGCAGGACCUGGCCUUCAGAGGUCACCUUUCCAAGGGUCAGAUGGAGGAGCUGACUCCAGCACAGGUGGCAUCCCUCCCCAAAACCACUGUUAUAUCUCGCCUUCGCUUCAUUCCUAAGACUGACGGCAUGAGACCUAUCACACGAGUCAUAGGAGCAGAUGCCAAAACGAGGCUUUACAGAGGGCGUGUCCGGGACUUGCUGGAUAUGCUGCGGGCCUGUGUGCGUGCCACUCCAUCUCUUCUGGGCUCCACAGUGUGGGGGAUGACAGAUAUCCACAAGGUGUUGCGCGAUCUGGCUCCAGCCCAGAAGGAGAAGCCACAACCCCUCUACUUUGUUAAGGUGGAUGUGAGUGGAGCCUAUGAGAGUCUGCCUCAUGACAGACUCAUGGAGGUGGUUGGCCAGGCCCUGUCACCUGUCCAGGAUGAGCUCUUUACCAUCCGUCGCUACGCAAAGAUCUGGUCUGAUUCCCACGAAGGCCUGAAAAAGGCCUUUAUUAGACAGGCAGAUUUCCUGGAGGACAACAUAGGAUCCACCAACAUGAAAGGGUUUGUGAUGUCACUGCAGAAAAGAGGCAAAGUUCAUCACGCCAUAUUGGUAGAGCAGCAUUUCUGCUCAGAUCUUCACGGCAGAGAGGCGUUGCAGUUUUUCACCCAAAUGCUAACCGGCAGCAUUGUUCAGUUUGGGAAAAAGACAUACCGUCAGUGCAGAGGAAUUCCUCAGGGAUCGGUUGUGUCCAGUCUGCUCUGUUGUCUCUGCUACGGUCACAUGGAGAAUGUCCUGUUCAAAGAUAUUACUGAAAACAAAGGGUGUCUGAUGAGACUGGUGGAUGACUUCCUUCUGAUCACCCCAGACUUUCAUGAAGCACAAACCUUCCUCAAGAUCUUGCUGGCUGGGGUACCGCAAUAUGGUCUGGUGGUCAACCCGCAGAAGGUGGUGGUCAACUUUCAAGUGUCAGUGAGCGUGGACUCUUGUCCCGAUAUUCGCAUGCUGCCUCCUCACUGCCUCUUCCCCUGGUGUGGACUGCUGCUGGACACACAUUUGCUUGACGUCUACAAAGACUAUUCUAGCUAUGCAGGCCUGUCUCUGCGCUACAGCCUUACUUUGGGCUCUGUCCACUCAGCUGGACAACAAAUGAGGAGGAAACUGAUGGCCAUCCUCAGACUCAAAUGCCCCGCCCUUCUCUUGGACCUGAAGACCAAUUCUCUUGAGGCAGUGUACAAGAACAUCUACAAGGUGGUGCUGCUUCAUGCAUGCAGGUUCCAUGUGUGUGCCCAGAGUUUGCCCUUUGGUCAGUCGGUUGCUAAGAACCCUGUCUACUUCCUGCAGAUGAUUUGGGACAUGGCUGAGUAUGCCAAUCAGCUCAUCAGGCUCAGCAACAAAGGAUUGAUUUUAGGCAGUAAGGCUCAGACAGGCAUUGUGCAGUAUGAAGCAGUUGAGCUUCUUUUCUGUCUUUCCUUCUUGCUGGUGCUAUCGCAGCACCGUCCUCUCUAUAAGGAUCUGCUCCCACACCUGCACAAACGGAAGCGCAGUCUGGAGCAGCGUCUGGGGGAUCUGAGGUUGGCCAGGGUCCGACAGGCCACUAACCCGAGGACCCCAGUUGACUUCUUGGCCAUCCAAAUGUAGACUACCAGCUUUCCCCAGUUUCAGCUUCCAGCAACCAAGAAACUCUCAGCAGCUGAAAGGUGUGAACUAUGAACCUAUGAAUUAUGCCCAGCUUUUUAUAUUGUCUAUUUUUCUUCAAAAUCCACUGAAGUGGCACAGAUCUUUCUCCUGUCUCAUCCCCAGGUUUCAAGAGAGUGGGAUGAGCAGUGUGUUGAAAUCAGCCAUUUGGAUUUAUUGGAUCUGUCAGUGUGCCAAAAAAAUUGUAAUGUAGCUAUUACAGAUUGUCAGAAAAGCUGGCUUCAGGGAACAAGAGAAAAACAGCUCUUAGUCAUCUGCUCUGAUGCUAACCCUUAAAUGAUAAACUCACGUUGUAAACACACCCUGUAAAAAACAACCCCCAUGUCAGUAAAGACGGAUAAUUGAAAAUCAUCCAGCUACUGUACUAGAUGUCAUCUCAUCCUACUGCAAUUUGUCUUUCUGGACUUUGAUUUACACGAAUAAGACACGACAUCACUUUGCAAAUAAUUUAUGUAAGUAAG
Messenger RNA from Toxotes jaculatrix (banded archerfish), 3848 nucleotides. It is a transcript of the gene tert, whose product is annotated as telomerase reverse transcriptase. Gene Ontology annotation, cellular component: telomerase catalytic core complex. The coding region runs from base 4 to 3330 and encodes 1108 amino acids. Gene Ontology annotation, molecular function: telomerase RNA binding; telomeric repeat DNA binding. The transcript is spliced from 16 exons. Gene Ontology annotation, biological process: telomere maintenance via telomerase. The record is from RefSeq and is a predicted model, not a curated record. NCBI's taxonomy places the organism in Eukaryota, Metazoa, Chordata, Actinopteri, Toxotidae.